Molecule: messenger RNA, 1433 nt
Organism: Toxoplasma gondii ME49
Lineage: Eukaryota; Apicomplexa; Conoidasida; Eucoccidiorida; Sarcocystidae
Product: transporter, major facilitator family protein
Exons: 17
Coding region: 54-1310 (418 amino acids)
Biological process (GO): transmembrane transport
Molecular function (GO): transmembrane transporter activity
Source: RefSeq, a predicted model, not a curated record
ACACUUUUACUGGCCGGUCAGGUAGUUGUAGGUCGUUGAUUACGCUUGUGAAAAUGACGGCUUGCAAAGAGGUGGAGAGCAACAUCUGCACCAAAUUAUCGGAGCUAAACACCUGGGGGGCAAACUUCGUGAAAACUCCCAUUGGGAUCGGCCAUGGUCUGCUGACCACUUACGCAAUUGGCUACACUAUUCAGAUUGCGCUUUUGCCCUAUGUGAUCAUGGAGCUAAAUGAACCAGUCCAGGUCAAUGCCUUUGUCCUAGGCGUGUUCGCAUUUUUUCAGCUCAUGGGUGCGCUUGUUUUUGGGCGACUUGCCGAUUUCAUAGGUCCAAGAAAUUCUUUCGUUUUGGCUUUGGGGUCAUCGGCAGCUGUGUAUAUUUUGAUGGCAAUAGCCAGCAAUAUGACUAUACUUUACAUAAGCCAGAUCCCUGCACUUUUCAUGCAUGGGUUCCAGGCCGCUGCGUUGCUAGUCUGCCUUGAAACGGAUGAAAAACACCGGACUCCGUCCAUUGCGUAUUUGAAUCUUUCUUACGGCGGUGGCAUGGUCCUCGGAGGUUUUCUUGGUGCACUCGUCAGUUCCUUCCUCGGGGCCCGUGGGACAUUGCUCGUGUCCGGAGUAAUCCAGAUUUGCGGAUGUUUCUUAGCCUUCGCCUUGGAUGGACUUCAAAUGCUGCAAUUGGAGUGGAAUAGGUUGACGGAAAUUGUCAAGCGAACACAAUCAGUCUGUGUUCUGCUGCUGGUGGGGUUGAUGCCCAUUCUUAUGACACGAUUCGCAUUCACAGCUGUCGCCGUCGACCAGUUCGGACUCACACCGACUCAGACGAACUACUUAGUCACGAUGAUCGGCAUGAUGACAUUUGCCGCUGAGGGUCUUCUAGCGCCUGCACUUGCAUCACGAUUCGGUGAUGUCUCGUGCGAGAGAUACUCGGUCCCCGUUGCUUUCGUUGGCUUCUUACUGCUUUUUUUAGUCGGACCCAGCUCGUUAUUCAUGAUCGUUCUUCUCCUUCUCGCGCCGCUGUGUGCUGGAGCAGUGCUAUACAUCUGCGCUACAUCGCAGAUGACGAAACGAGUUGAACCAUCAGCAGUUGGUUCCACUUUAGGCUUGAACGGCGCACUCUUCUUCGCUGUCGCAGGUCUCUCUCAGUUUGUCGGCCUGCCCGUCUACGCAUACUACGGGAUGCGGGCAUACUGGGGUUUCUGCGUUGCCAUCUCAGGCUUGCUGAGCUUCUACAUCUUCGUGCUGGACGAGAAAAUAUGGAAUGCGUAUCCUCCUGACUCUGGCACGUCCGCUAGUCUUAGCGUGUUUCAGUGAAACGGCUUUGGUCUGUCAUUGAAUCGAGUGGUCCAUUUUACCGUGCACAACAGUAUAUAUGUACCGUGUUGAAUUGGUGUAACUUGAGCCGUAGUGUGGAAUUUGUCAAACCCCUUGCACUUC